Molecule: messenger RNA, 1509 nt
Organism: Recurvomyces mirabilis
Lineage: Eukaryota; Fungi; Ascomycota; Dothideomycetes; Mycosphaerellales; Teratosphaeriaceae
Exons: 4
Coding region: 1-1509 (502 amino acids)
Biological process (GO): transmembrane transport
Cellular component (GO): membrane
Molecular function (GO): transmembrane transporter activity
Source: RefSeq, a predicted model, not a curated record
AUGGACACCCACAUAGCAGAUGAAAUGCUCAAAGAGCUCGACAUUAAUGAGAUCACGGUCAAGGCCAAUGAUCGCGCCGCCGAGCGAUACGAGAUUGACCCAGAGGCUGAGAAGAAGCUUUUACACAAGCUGGACAUGCAUAUCCUGCCAGUACUCUGGUUUUUGUACAUGCUGGCAUUCCUGGACAGGUCGAACAUUGGCACGAAUUACCACACAUCUCAUCACUAUUCAGGCAAUGCAAAAAUCCAAGGCAUGACGAAGGAUUUGAAGAUGACUGGCAACGACUACAAUAUUGCGCUGUUCAUCUUCUUCCCAAGCUAUAUCAUCUUCGAAGUGCCCUCCAACAUCCUGAUCAAGCGGCUUGCUCCAUCAACCCUGCUCUCUGGCCUCAUGUUCUGCUGGGGCAUUAUCACGAUCGCACAAGGCUUAGUCAAGACCAAGGAAAGCUUGUACGCCAUGCGCUUCCUUCUUGGCUUCUUCGAAUCGGGCUUCUUCCCAGGCUGCGCAUAUCUGAUCUCGAUGUACUACAAACGCUACGAGCUGCAAUGGCGCUUCAACAUCUACUUCACCGGCUCCAUCAUCGCGGGAUCCUUCAGUGGGUUGCUGGCUUAUGGUAUAGCGCAUAUGGACGGUGUGCAGGGUUACGGUGGCUGGAGGUGGAUCUUCAUCCUCGAAGGCAUCUUCACAGCCGUUGUUGCUCUUUGUGGGAAGUUCUUCAUAGUCGACUGGCCAGAGAAAGCCAAGUUCCUGACCGACGACGAGAAGAGACUCUUGAUCGCCCGCCUCUCCGCCGACGUAGCAGACGCCAAGAUGAACCGACUAGACAAGCCAGCCAUGAGAAGGAUCUUCACCGACUGGAAGAUGUACGUGGGAACGCUGAUGUACCUCGGGAUCGUCAACACGGGCUACGCGACUUCCUUCUUCACGCCCACGAUCUUGACUCAACUCGGCUAUAAAGCUCAAGCAGCGCAAGUCCGCAGUAUCCCGAUCUUCCUCGUCGCCGCAUUCUUUUGCCUCGUCACAGCAUACUGCACCGAUAAGCUGCGGCAUCGUUACGCGUUCUGUAUUCUCGGGAUUUGCAUUGCGACUACGGGGUAUGCGAUGUUGCUCGCGCAGGCGAUGAUUCCAGUUGGAGCGAGAUAUGCAGCCAUCUUCCUGAUCGUGACGGGAGGGUAUAUGUGUCAGCCUGUGACCAUUGCCUGGCUGGCGAAUUGCAUGAGCGGGCAUUACAAACGUUCCGUCUCAAGCGCUUUUCAGAUUGGCUUCGGAAAUCUAGGCGGCAUCAUCGCGUCAGACAUUUUCAUUACUAACGAAGCCCCUGGAUUCGUGACGGGAUACGCGGUCAGUUUGGCAUUGAUCUGGGUCACGGCGAUUGGCUGCACAGUCCUGCUCCUUGGGCUGAGGCGGGAGAACAGGAAGCGUGAGCGAGGCGAGCGAGAUUGGAGGCUCGAGACGUCCGAUGCCGAUAAUCUUGGCGAUGACCAUCCUCACUUUAGAUUCACGUAUUGA